Tilletiopsis washingtonensis is the source of this 360-nucleotide messenger RNA. RefSeq lists its product as hypothetical. The record is from RefSeq and is a predicted model, not a curated record. The transcript has a single exon. The coding region runs from base 24 to 224 and encodes 66 amino acids. Lineage: Eukaryota; Fungi; Basidiomycota; Exobasidiomycetes; Entylomatales.
AGCCCGCACCAGCGCAACCGCAGAUGCCUUUCUCGCUCUCAGCUGUGCCUGCCGACGCCCGCGAGGCAGCUGCCGCCGCAGCUGACGUCGCCACGAUGGACGCCUCGGACUCGUCGGCCUCCUCGGAAUCGUCGGCUGCCUCGCAUGCACGCAACCCGGAUACGGCAGAGCACAACGCCCGCCAGGCAGCUGCCUACGCAGCAUACUGUGCAGUGCUCCUCUAGUUCCGUAUCCUCCUCUCACUCUUCUGUUCAAGCAUGUACUUGUAUCCUGUGUCACCCCUGUCCGCCGCACACAAGCGAUCCGUCGAGCAUUCGCGGCGAGCGUUUCGCGGUCUUCGGCAGUCAGGCUGGCACGGUG